Messenger RNA from Lodderomyces jiufengensis, 222 nucleotides. RefSeq lists its product as uncharacterized. The transcript has a single exon. Bases 1 to 222 code for a protein of 73 amino acids. The record is from RefSeq and is a predicted model, not a curated record. Lineage: Eukaryota; Fungi; Ascomycota; Pichiomycetes; Serinales; Debaryomycetaceae.
AUGUGUACUGCAAGUGUUUGUGGAAUUUGUCAACAUAAAUCAUGGUCUGGAUGUUCAGAUCCAAAACAUAUAGUUCAAGUUAUGAAUACAAGUUCAAAAUCUGAUUGGUGUUCAUGUUUACCAUUUGAUGAUGAAGAAGUUUUAUUAAUUGAUGGUACUACUUAUCCUCCAAGAGCUGGUUGUGGUUAUAGAAGAGCAAGUGAUUCAAGUAUUAAUAAAUAG